UAGCAGCAAGCGGACGUGUCUUUCUUCGUCGACAGUGGAACUAGACGGGCCGUGGCGAUCAAGCGUGUUCGUGUGUGUGUACGUACGUUGGCGAGUGCGAACGCAUAGCGAUUAUUGUGUUUUGUUUUUGCUCUCGUGCGAAUAUAUAAUAUAAUAGAAAUGAGGAAAUAAAAUACAUGCGUAUCAAAAAAAGAGAAAACACACAGAUUAAAAGUGACAACUCGGCUAUGUGUUUUGCAUAAAUUUUGCUCUAGAAUACAAUAAAAACGCGCAGCAUAAAUUAAAAGAAAAAUAGUGUUUUCGAAAAAAAUCAAGCAAAAAGUGCAGAGGGCGGGCGGAGAAAGGCGCGCAAAGAAUAUAGAAAGUGACCUUUAGUGUAAAUUUCGAGACGGCGGCACGUUUUCGAAAGCGAGCGACAGGCUGGAGCCAUCGUCAGCAGUGGCUGCUCCUGUAAAUUCAAAUUAAACGCCGCACAAUCAAUGCAAGGGGGCGCGUAUGCAGCUGUUUAGCAUAGUUACCUGAACCGACAACCCCGCAACGAGAUUUAGACGAUAGCAGCGGCAACAUAUUAACGGCUGUGAUACGCGGCAGUUGGCUCAGUUGGAGUUGAAGUGCGCGCAAAAUGACAACCCGCCAACACAGUUUCCGAUGGCGCCUGCUUAUAACGGCUGCGAUUUUACUGCUGCCAACGGCUUAUGGCUUUCCUUUCAUCUUCAACAGUAACCGUAAGGUGAUUAACUGGACUGUGCCGGAAGAUGAUUGGGAAAUCCAUGCAGCGCCGCGCAGCAUUACGCCGCACGUCGAACUGAAGAAGUUUCCGAACCGCACAAACGCCGAACCGGCGCAGAGCGAUGAAGAGUUUUUGACGCGUUUGCGUCAACUCAAACGCAACGACACAAUGGCGCGCAUGCUGUGGUAUGACACAACACCGGAUGGGCUCAGCUACCCACCGUUCGUGGACAAGGCGCUGAAGCUGUUCAAUCUCAAGCAGGUGGCAUUCGAAAUCGAGAACAGCGUAAUGUCCAAAGUCUCAUGUACCGCCUGCAAGGCCGGCGCUGGACUGCUGCAGCAUUACAUACGCGCGGGCAAAACCGAGGCGCAGAUCAUCAAGCUGAUUUACGAAUUUUGCGUUAACCUUAACAUACAAAGUCCACGCGUGUGUGAGGGCGUCUCGACACUCUUCGGCAGUGAAGUGAUUUAUGUGCUGCAGCGCGUCAAUCUCGGUCCAGAUGAGAUUUGCAGCUUUGUGAUCGGCGAUGCUUGUGGUGAUGUCUACAAUCCGUACCAUGAGUGGGAAGUGAUAUUUCCGCCAGUGCCCAAACCGCCGGUUGCCGAAGUCGGUAUGCCCAAAGAGGCGGCGCCAUUCUUUAAAGUGCUACACAUCUCAGAUACACACUACGAUCCGCACUAUGUGGAAGGCUCCAAUGCUAACUGCAAUGAGCCGCUAUGUUGCCGGCUGAGCAGCGGACGUCCGUCGAAUCCGAAUGAUGCGGCCGGUAAGUGGGGUGACUACCGCAAGUGCGAUACGCCCAAACGUACGGUGGAUAAUAUGUUGGAGCAUAUCGCCGAUACGCACAAAGAUAUUGACUAUAUACUAUGGACCGGCGAUCUGCCGCCACAUGACGUUUGGAACCAAACGAAGGAAGAGAACUUGGAAAUUAUCAAGGAGACUGUACGCCAGAUGACGGAAAAGUUUCCUGGCAUACCGAUCUUCCCCGCUUUGGGCAAUCACGAAAGCGCACCGGUGAACAGCUUUCCGCCGCCGUAUGUGAACCAAGUGGACAUCUCUAUAGCAUGGUUAUAUGAUGAAUUAGAUGUACAGUGGCGUCGUUGGCUGCCACAGAGUGUCUCGCAUACAGUGCGACGUGGCGCUUUCUAUUCGGUACUCGUGCGGCCGGGCUUCCGUAUUAUUUCACUCAAUAUGAAUUAUUGCAAUAAUAAGAAUUGGUGGUUACUGCUAAAUUCCACAGAUCCGGCGACUGAGCUGCAAUGGUUCAUAUAUGAGCUGCAAAGCGCGGAGUUCUCCAACGAGAAAGUACAUGUGAUCGGUCACAUACCGCCAGGCCAUCCGGAUUGCUUGAAGGUUUGGUCACGCAACUUCUAUCGCAUCAUUUCGCGUUACGAGAGCACAAUUACCGCGCAGUUUUAUGGACACACGCACUUUGAUGAGUUCGAAAUGUUCUAUGAUCCACAUGAUCUUAGUCAUCCCACAAGUAUAGCAUAUAUUGGUCCGUCGGUAUCACCGUAUUAUGAUCUAAAUCCCGGCUAUCGUGUGUACUAUGUUGAUGGUGAUCACGACACUACCACACGUUUGGUCGUGGAUCAUGAGUCUUGGAUCAUGAAUUUGAAGGAGGCAAACCUUUACGACUACCCGAUAUGGUAUAAGUUGUAUACGACACGUGCCGCGUAUAAUAUGAAAGCACUCAGGCCUCUGGACUGGAGCAACCUCAUCGAUGAGAUGGCGAAUAAUCAAGAAUUAUUUGAUUUAUAUUACAAAAACUACUGGAAGAACUCACCCAUACGGCCGGUCUGUGACGCCGAAUGCCGGAAACGUAUGCUGUGCGAUUGCAAGAGUGGACGGUCGCACGACCGACGGCAUUUCUGUGAAGACGUCGAGGCGAAAGUGGACGACGGUUCGUCGAAAUCCUGGAAGUCAUGGCUGUACCGUGGCUUGACGAACUCUGUUUCCGCAGUUACCAACACAUAUGAAGCUGUUUCAAACAUUUUAAGUGACUAAGUACUAGUAAAUAAAUUAUAAAAUGAAUUUAAAUUAAAUCAAUUUAGUUUAAUUAGCGCUAAUUUCUUACACAUUGUAUGCACCUUAACUAUUCGCUCGACAGCUUCGGUUGCGGUGACGUAGAUCGAGUCCAUUUAAGGGGUUAUAUCCACUUGAAGUCAUAAUUUUUUUUUUGUGAAUUUUUCUUAAAUAAAUAACUAAAAACUAAUGUACAUUUAAAGCAUUUUAUGUACUUUAAUAACUCACGAUUAAAUCUGAAAAAUGUUUGCUUACCUUGAACAUGUAGCCGAACUCCAACGGAUUGUCGAAAAAGGGAGUAUGCGGGAAAAGAUUUUUCUGCUUAAAAUUAACUCAAAACCAAAAAAUAAAAAUAAAAAAUUUUUACGAUAAAUGAAUAGAGGUAAUGAUCUAGGAACUAGUCAAUAUUUUUGGUAAAUUGUCCGACGCCCAAAAAUGCCUCAGUUUGUUUGUUUUUUUUUUUUUUUUUUGUGAAAAAUUUGAACCCCCGAGUGCUUAGGCCGUGAAGCCUAUGUAAAUCCUUAAAAAAUCGAAAUUAAUAAAUUAAUCAAAAUUUUAUUUCUUCGAUCAUUACCUGAUUACUAUAGCUAAGAAGGUCAUAUGAAAAUUCAAGUCGAUUGGUCCAACUUAAGAAUUUAGGGAGUGAAACCCACCUAACCCCUUAAAAAUUCAAAAUAAUAUCCAAAAUAAAUCCACAAGAUCCACUUAUGCUACUUCUUUCAAACAUUAGCCAAUAAAUUUAUUUAAGAAGAUCUUGUGAUAAUUUAAGUCGAUUGGUCCAACUUAAGAACUUAGGCCCAUGUAACCCCUUAAAAAAUCAAAAUUAAUAUUCAAAAUUUUAAUAUUGCGAUCUUUACCUGCCAGAAAGCUUUCUCACCGACUUUUAAAACAGCUUUUCGAGAAAAACUUGUUUAAAGGCUAAAAUGUUUUUACAAAUUCGUUCAUAUCUCUCAAACUAUUUGCCGGUUCAGCGCCAAUAUAUUCAGAAUAGCUAUAUAAGCAAUAAGAAAAUCGCAUUUUUGUACAUUCAUCAGAGGAUAUAACUCCUCAAAGAGUGGUGGAUAUAACUCCUUAAAGAGUAGUGCCGACAUUUUAACCCAAAACUAACACAUUUUACUUAUUAAUUAUGCUUCAAUAAACGCACUUAUGCAACAAAACGGUGCUUGGAACAACAACAAAAA
Molecule: messenger RNA, 3936 nt
Organism: Bactrocera latifrons
Lineage: Eukaryota; Metazoa; Arthropoda; Insecta; Diptera; Tephritidae
Product: sphingomyelin phosphodiesterase
Exons: 7
Coding region: 623-2737 (704 amino acids)
Biological process (GO): sphingomyelin catabolic process; ceramide biosynthetic process
Cellular component (GO): lysosome
Molecular function (GO): acid sphingomyelin phosphodiesterase activity
Source: RefSeq, a predicted model, not a curated record